AUGACAUCUGCACCGACAAUCCUUGCUACGUGCAAGCAGACACGAUUCCACUUGUUGGAUGAGAAUCCCUCAUCGGAGAUCGAUGUCGAAGGACUGAACAUCAUCGUAACAUCAUCCGCCCCUGAAUCUACAGAAGACGUGAAGACGAAGACAAAGGGGAAAGCAAAGGCCAAAGCUGCAGGAAGAGAGCUGAUCUCAGAUGCGCAUCUUCGUUUCAAAGCCGGUGUUCAUUAUGGCCUGCUCGGCCGCAACGGGACUGGAAAGUCAACACUUCUUCGGGCGAUGGCUGAGAAGUUAAUCCCCGGGAUUCCUCAUGCGACUCGCAUCGCCAUUCUACAACAAACCGACGAACAGGAAGAGUCUUAUGGCGCAGUUCUUAACCAGGAUAAGACUGUUUUGGAGUCGGUGUUGAGUAGUGAUGAAUCUCGAAACGAGUCUGUUCGAAUGGCAGAUUUCCUCUCGAAGAGCUUCGAGACCGAAGAUCCCAUGCAGCCUGUGCGUGCGAUUCGCAAAAUUCGACAUCAGAAAGCAGAGAAGCAUUUGUUCCUCGCACACAAGAAUGCCAGCCUGAAGAGUGGUGCCAGAGGUCUACAGGCGAGGAAGGAAUUGAAAGCCGCGGAAAUAAAACUCGAGGCGACUUCGGAAAAGUUGGCCCAGGUUGUAGAUGACAUCGAAGCGGACGAAGUUCAGGCAGAUACGCAAGCCGCUGUCGAGACGCUGCAGAGCCUGCAGUCCGAAUUGGAAGAUGUGAGUGUCAAAAUAUUCCCAUCAACACAUGUAUUGAAUUAG
Messenger RNA from Penicillium salamii, 789 nucleotides. NCBI's taxonomy places the organism in Eukaryota, Fungi, Ascomycota, Eurotiomycetes, Eurotiales, Aspergillaceae. The record is from the annotation of a GenBank genome assembly.